Messenger RNA from Letharia lupina, 1497 nucleotides. RefSeq lists its product as uncharacterized. The transcript is spliced from 7 exons. The record is from RefSeq and is a predicted model, not a curated record. Bases 1 to 1497 code for a protein of 498 amino acids. Lineage: Eukaryota; Fungi; Ascomycota; Lecanoromycetes; Lecanorales; Parmeliaceae. Gene Ontology annotation, cellular component: membrane. Gene Ontology annotation, molecular function: L-amino acid transmembrane transporter activity. Gene Ontology annotation, biological process: amino acid transmembrane transport.
AUGGUGCUCUGGCGCAAAGGACUAACGCUGGGUUUGAGCUCCGAUGAGAAAUCUCCCGUCGUGGGGAGCUCCAGCGACGAUGCGACUUCCGCGGAUGUUCAGAGGUUGGAGUUCGAUGCGCGUCGCACUCCACAGCCGGGUGAUCUGACGCUGGAGCAAGAUACCGCGGGUGGAUUGGGGCGGCAUUUGGGGCUGUUCAGCACGACUUUUCUCAUCAUCGGCCGAAUCAUUGGGACGGGCAUCUUCUCCACGCCUGCGACUAUUACCAGCAGUGUUGGUAGUGUCGGAGCCGCGUUGAUGCUAUGGGUCCUUGGGUUGUUACUCUCCUUUGCUGGUCUUUGCGUGUGGCUGGAACUCGGGUGCAUGUUCCCUAGAAGUGGUGGAGAGAAGGUUUACUUGGAGGCUGCGUAUAGGCAGCCACGCUUCUUGGCUACUGUGGUUUUCUCGACCCAAGCCAUCUUCCUUGGCUUUACGGCGUCCGGUUGUAUCAUCUUCGCAGAGAAUAUAUUAAUUGCAGCAAAUCACAACGUGACCGAAUGGGGAGAACGAGGGAUCGCACUUGCGGUAAUCAUUGCCGUUACGUGCAUCCAUACCUUUACCCCGAAUCUCGGUGUCAAACUCAUGAACAUCCUUGGAGUGAUCAAGAUUGUUGUCCUUGUCUUCAUCGUGAUCACCGGAUGGGUUGUUCUCGGCGGAAAGGUGCACAAAAUACCAGAUCCAGGGGCUAGCUUCAGGAAUUCCUUCGCCGGAUCGUCUUCGUCUGGUUAUGAAUACGCAACCGCUUUGUUCAAGGUCUUGAAUUCUUAUGCCGGAUGGUCCAACGCCGCCUAUGUCCUGAAUGAAGUUCGACGCCCCGUCCGAACCCUCAAGGUUGCCGGCCCCCUUGGCCUAGGCAUAUGCGGUGUCUUAUACCUACUCGCAAACGUCGCCUUCUUCGCCGCGGCGACCCCUGGGGAGAUCUCCAGCAGCGGAAACACCGUAGCCACCUACUUCUUUGGCCGAGUCUUCGGGGCGGCCGCUGAACGAGCAUUGAGUGUACUUGUCGCCCUUUCCGCAUUCGGAAACGUCUUGACCGUCACUUUCAUCGUCAUUGUGGCGAUACCGUUUGGCGACGCCUACGACUUCAUCCUCGACCUCGAAGGCUACCCAUCCUCCGUCAUCUAUGUCUUCGUCGGCAUCGGUCUCUUCAUCCUGCGCUGGCGCUCGCCUCAAGUGCCGAGACCAUUCAAAGCCUGGUGGCCUGUCCCCGUCUUCUUCCUCCUCGGCCAAGGUUUCUUGCUCGUCGCGCCCUUCUUGAGGCCGCCGGGCGGGAAAGGGGAUACGAGCUUGCCGUACUGGCUCUAUCCUGUCGUGGGCAUCGCGGUCCUGGCAUGCGGUGUGCUCUAUUGGUUUGGAUGGCGGGUACUACUUCCGAGGGCAGGGCGAUUCGAUUAUGCGGAGCGGCAGAUGACGCUGAAGGAUGGGACGGUGUUGACGGUGUUUGAUAGAAAAAGUUGA